AUGUGGGGCCUAGUGAGGCUCCUGCUGGCCUGGCUGGGUGGCUGGGGCUGCAUGGGGCGCCUGGCAGCCCCAGCCCAGACCUGGGCAGGGUCUCGGAGGGAGCCAGGGCCUGGUCUACUGAGGACUCGCAGGAGCUGGGUCUGGAACCAGUUCUUUGUCAUUGAGGAGUAUGCCGGUCCAGAGCCCGUCCUCAUUGGCAAGCUGCACUCAGAUGUGGACAGGGGUGAGGGCCGCACCAAGUACCUGCUGACUGGGGAGGGGGCAGGCACUGUCUUUGUGAUUGACGAGGCCACGGGAAACAUCCAUGUCACCAAGAGCCUGGACCGGGAGGAAAAGGCACAGUAUGUACUACUGGCCCAGGCUGUGGACCGAGCCUCCAACCGACCCCUGGAGCCCCCAUCAGAGUUCAUCAUUGCCAUCGUCACCUGUGUGGGCACCCUGCUUGCCCUGGUGGUGCUCUUCGUGGCUCUGCGGCGGCAGAAGCAGGAGUCCUUGAUGGUGCUGGAGGAGGAGGACGUCCGCGAGAACAUCAUCACCUAUGACGACGAGGGCGGCGGCGAGGAGGACACGGAGGCCUUCGACAUCACAGCCCUGCAGAACCCCGACGGGGCAGCCCCACCGGCCCCCGGGCCACCCCUUCUGGCGUUGCGACUCCGCGAGGCGGACGAGGACCCCAGCGUGCCCCCGUACGACUCGGUGCAGGUGUAUGGCUACGAGGGCCGCGGCUCCUCCUGCGGCUCCCUCAGCUCCCUGGGCUCCGGCAGCGAGGUCGGCGGCACCUUGGGCCCUGCCGAGCCGCUGGACGACUGGGGGCCGCUCUUCCGCACCCUGGCCGAGCUGUAUGGGGCCAAGGAGCCCCCGGCCCCUUGA
Orycteropus afer afer is the source of this 870-nucleotide messenger RNA. Lineage: Eukaryota; Metazoa; Chordata; Mammalia; Tubulidentata; Orycteropodidae. The record is from RefSeq and is a predicted model, not a curated record.